GUGAGUCACAGCACCGGGAGGGCAGAGGUGGCUCCACUCACCCAGCACCCAGCGCACUGUGGGAAGGGACCCUUGCCCUCGCCAUGGCAUCCCUGGGGCAGAUCAUCUUCUGGAGCAUUAUUAGCAUCAUCAUUGUUUUGGCUGGAGCGAUUGCCCUCAUCAUCGGUUUUGGUAUUUCAGAGGUUUAUGUCUGGCUUAUUAGUAAUGACGGGUUUGGCUGCAGAAGUUUCAAAGCUCCCCUUGGCAUUGACCCUUGCUUUCUAAAUGGCAGGGACACACUCCGUCUCAGUCACUACCCUCACCUCGGCUGGGAACAUCGGGGAGGACGGGGUCCUGAGCUGCACUUUCGAACCUGACGUCAGACUUUCUGAUAUCGUGAUUCAGUGGCUAAAGGAAGGCGUCGUGGGCUUCGUCCAUGAGUUCAAGGAAGGCAAAGACGACUUGUCAGACCAGAAUGAAAUGUUCAGAGGCCGGACAGCAGUGUUCGCUGAUCAAGUGAGAGUUGGCAAUGCCUCUCUGAGGCUGAAAAAUGUACGGCUCACAGAUGCUGGCACCUAUAAGUGUCACAUCAUCACUUCUAAAGGCAAGGGGAAUGCUAACCUUGAGUAUAAAACUGGAGCCUUCAGCAUCCCAGAGAUAGAUGUGGACUAUAAUGCAAGCUCAGAGAGCUUUCGAUGUGAGGCUCCCCGGUGGUUCCCCCAGCCUACAGUGGUCUGGACAUCCCAAGUUGACCGAAGAACCAACUUCUCAGAAGUCUCCAAUACCAGCUUUGAGCUGAAUUCUGAGAAUGUGACCAUGAAGGUUAUAUCUGUACUCUACAAUGUCACUAUCAACAACACAUACUCCUGCAUGAUUGAGAACAACAUUGCCAAAGCCACAGGGGAUAUCAAAGUGACAGAAUCCGAGAUUAAAAGGCGGAGUCACCUAGAGCUGCUGGACUCAAAGGCUUCCCCGUGUGUCUCCUCUGUCUUGGCCAUCGGCUGGGUGCUCCUGUUGCUCUCCUCUUACCUGAUCCUAAAGUAACGUGCCUGGGCCGCCCAGAAUCCCGCACAGUCAUUGGUACAACAGGAAUCUGCAGAGCUAUUUCACCACAAGAUAUGACCUAGUUUUAUAUUUCUUGGGGGAAAUGAAUUCAUGCCUAGAAGCCUGGAGCGAACAUAUAAGA
Miniopterus natalensis is the source of this 1165-nucleotide messenger RNA. Lineage: Eukaryota; Metazoa; Chordata; Mammalia; Chiroptera; Miniopteridae. The record is from RefSeq and is a predicted model, not a curated record.